Molecule: messenger RNA, 606 nt
Organism: Eimeria necatrix
Lineage: Eukaryota; Apicomplexa; Conoidasida; Eucoccidiorida; Eimeriidae
Exons: 1
Coding region: 1-606 (201 amino acids)
Source: RefSeq, a predicted model, not a curated record
AUGGUCCUUCGCUGGAUGGGACCUCUGUUGGGUUUCUUGGUGGUAGGAACCAUUGGGAGUGAUGGACCACUCCGGCUCUUUGAUGCUGCUGGGCUCGAGUCAAGCCCGCUUCCUUCUGAAGCAAUUGACUCGCCCUCUGAGCCAGUAUUUGGACCACGUCUAAGUCCGGUCUUCUCUGGUGGGACUCUGGGGGAACUGCCACCGCGGAGACAUGCAGCGAUCGUACUUUUCACUGCGCUUGCAAUGGCUUUCGCGGUGCUGAGAUGCUUCAGAGCUAUAACAACAGGAAAGGCCUCGAAUGCAACGAAAAGAAAACUCUCCGACGAAGUAUCAUCACCCGAAAGCGAAUGUGACGUCCGUAACGACCCCGAUACCGUACAUCGGGCAAUGCAGAGAACACACGCAUCAACUUUGUUGAACUUAAAAGACCGACAAAAUUCCCAAUCUAGAAAAAAAUGGCUCCAUUAUGUGCGAGUGCAAUUUUUCGGACUUUCAAGGGCUGGCCAGCAUUUGCCUUAUGCUAUGGCCACUUUACUGCCCGUUCUGGUUCGUGCCUGUCUCAUUGUCUGCGUUUACAUACACAUAAAUAUAUGCAGCGCUCACUAA